Neoarius graeffei (lesser salmon catfish) is the source of this 3146-nucleotide messenger RNA. It is a transcript of the gene tbl3, whose product is annotated as transducin beta like 3. The coding region runs from base 164 to 2899 and encodes 911 amino acids. NCBI's taxonomy places the organism in Eukaryota, Metazoa, Chordata, Actinopteri, Siluriformes, Ariidae. The transcript is spliced from 23 exons. Gene Ontology annotation, cellular component: small-subunit processome; 90S preribosome; nucleolus. The record is from RefSeq and is a predicted model, not a curated record. Gene Ontology annotation, molecular function: U3 snoRNA binding; protein binding. Gene Ontology annotation, biological process: endonucleolytic cleavage to generate mature 5'-end of SSU-rRNA from (SSU-rRNA, 5.8S rRNA, LSU-rRNA); endonucleolytic cleavage in 5'-ETS of tricistronic rRNA transcript (SSU-rRNA, 5.8S rRNA, LSU-rRNA).
ACGUCAUAUUUGUGCGACGCUGCCCAGUCGGAACACAUGUACAAUGCGUGAGGGAGAAUGUGCUCAGAUGCAGUAGUAAUAUUGUAAAUAAAUAAGUAUAUAUAUUUUAUAUAUAUGUAUAUAUAAAUACGCUUCUUCCUAAAAGUUUAGAAGAAGUGCGGCCAUGGCAGCCAACACUCUGCGGUUUAAAACAAACUAUGCUGUGUCCAGCAAAAUCGAGCCGUUCUACAAGGGAGGGAAAGUACAGAUAAGCCAUGAUGAAAAGCACAUCUUUUGCACCUCUGGGCCACGAGUCAACAUUUUGCAGAUUUCCACUGGCAAAAUUGUUCACAGUAUUGAACAGGAUGAUCAGGAGGACAUCACUUCGUUCUCUCUCAGCCCUGAUGAUGAGAUACUGGUGACCGCCAGCAGGGCCCUGUUGCUGAAGCAGUGGGACUGGAAGCAAGAGAAGUGCACUCGCUCGUGGAGGGCGAUUCACAAUGUGCCUGUGGCCAGCAUGACAUUCGACUGCACCUCUACUCUGUUGGCAACUGGGGGUUGUGAUGGCACUAUAAAGGUGUGGGAUGUAAUCAAACAGUACUGCACACACAACCUGAAAGGCUCUUCCGGAGUUGUUCAUUUAGUGCAGUUUCAUCCAGACAUCAGCCUACUGCAGCUCUUCUCUUCCUCUAUGGAGUGUGGAAUCUGCAUUUGGGAUUUGCGCAAAAGCAAGUGCAUCUGCGUUCUGGAGAGCCACUUCAGCACGGUCACGUCGCUGGCCUUUUCUCCCGAUGGACACACUCUGAUCAGCUCUGGGCGAGACAAAAUCUGCACAGUCUGGGACCUGAAAGAGAGGAAAGUUAAGAGAACGGUUCCUGUGUAUGAGGCUGUAGAGGGAGUAGUCAUUCUCCCUCAAAAUGAGGAUUAUUCUGAGCUUGGGGUGAAAAGUAAAGAGCUCCACUUUGUCACCGCUGGCAGUAAAGGUGUGCUGAAGGUGUGGGAGUCGAGCUCGGCUCAGUGUGUGUUCACACAGACGCUACCAGACGCUGCGCUGUCCCAGUCAGUGCAAGAAGACGGGGAUCCUCUUAGCUUGCUGUACUGCCUGUUCCUGCCUCUCUGCAACCGCCUGGCUACAGUCACCGCCGAGCACAACAUCCUGUUCUACCAGCUGCCCGCUCUCACUGUACAGCACCAGUUUGUGGGCUAUAACGAUGACAUCCUGGAUGUGAGGUUUCUGGGAAAAAAGGACAGUCACAUAGUAGUGGCCACAAACAGUUCGCAGCUCAAGGUGUUCGAGCUGGCCACCAACAGCUGCCAAAUACUCUACGGGCACACAGACACUGUCCUGUCACUGGAUGUGUUCAGAAAACAUUGCAUGUUUGCAAGCUGUGGCAAGGAUAAUUCUGUGCGUGUUUGGAAGAUGGACCCUGUGACUGGUCAUGUACAGUGUGUGGCUCAGGGUCAUGGCCACUCCAACGCUGUGGGCUCCAUUUCCUGCUCCAGGUUAAAGAAGGCCUUCCUGGUGUCUGGAAGUCAGGACUGCACUAUUAAAAUAUGGGACCUGCCUGAUAUUGUUCUUGGUCUGGGCGGCGAGCCAGCCCAGCUUACUGCUCGGAUCACUGAGAAAGUCCACGAUAAAGAUGUAAACAGCGUGGCUGUCUCACCCAAUGAUAAGUUGUUAGCUUCAGGUUCUCAGGACCGCACGGCCAAGCUGUGGUCUCUGACUGACAUGAGCCUGCUCGGGGUGUUCCGAGGUCAUUGCCGAGGCGUCUGGUGUGUGCAGUUUUCCCCUGUAGACCAAGUGCUGGCCAGUGCCUCAGCUGAUGGUACAAUCAAGCUCUGGGGCCUUCAUGACUUUAGUUGCCUCAAGACGUUUGAAGGACACGAUGCCUCUGUGCUGAAGAUAAUAUUUGUCAGCCGAGGCGCUCAGAUAGUUUCUGGCGGUUCUGAUGGCCUUCUGAAGCUCUGGACCAUCAAGACCAAUGAGUGUGUGAAGACCUUUGAUGCUCACCAGGACAAAGUGUGGGCUCUGCACAGGAACAGCAGCGAUGACCUGAUGGUGACCGGCUCUGCUGACUCCAACAUCACAGUGUGGAAGGAUGUCACUGAGGAAGAGCGAGCAGAGGAACAGGCAAAGCAAGAGGAUCAGAUUCUGAAGCAGCAGGAGUUGUCCAAUCUGCUUCAUGAGAAGAACUUUUUGAAGGCUCUGGGUAUAGCCAUCUCGCUAGAUCAACCUCACACUGUGCUUCGAGUCAUCAAAGAAAUCCAGCAAGAGGAGGAGGCUGGACAACAUCUGGAGAAAAUCAUCCUUAGGCUACGGCAAGACCAGAAGGAGUCUCUGCUGCGAUACUGUGUGGUGUGGAACACGAAUGCACGGAGCUGUCUGAGCGCCCAGGCAGUGUUACAGGUGCUGCUGACUCACCUGAGCCCGGAAGAGCUGCUGCAGUUCCAGGGAGCGCGCACUCAUCUCGAGGGCCUCAUCCCUUAUACUGAGAGACACAUGCAGAGGAUCAGCCGUCUGCUCCAGGCCUCCAUGUUCUUGGAUUACAUGUGGCAGAAGAUGCGAGUGACGGGAAACAAAGACAGCUCCAGCGGGGAACUGCAGGGAGAAGAGAUGGACACCAGUCCUCAGGAUAUAUUCAUACUCGACAGGCAGCCAGGGAAGGAGGAGCCGGGUAGACAGCAGAAGAAUACAGAUGAUGGCGAUGACCAGGAGGAAGCAGACUGCAGUGAAGAAAACUCCGAGAACAGUGAUAAUGACAGCGUCAGCGCCUUGAAAGGUGUCGGCUCCAAAAAAAGGGGGGUGAAUGGAGCCAACAACAGGGGUCAUGUAUCCAGUGAUGAGAGCUCAGAUGAUGAUGAUGUGGACAUUUCCGCAGUUGCUCCCACCAAGGUCGCAGUGGCCACUUCUAUAUUCUGAUCAACACACGCUGAUCACUGCCGUAUACAAAUGUCACAGUACUGAACACCGUAGCUGUGUGGAAUGAGGGCAAGCAGGAUUCGACUGUCUUUCGACAGCCAGUAUUAUGCUGCGUGUUAUCUAUUUGUAUGUACUACUCUAAAAGACAUACUUUUCAUUUUUACAUGUUCCAAAAAAGACAAAAAUAUCUUGUGCUCUUUGUUGUCAUAGUAAUUGAGGAUUUUAAAUAAAUUCAUUGGUUUAAGAA